AUGUCGAAUCAAUCCGAGAGGCCAUGGUCCGAGGACGAGAAGUAUGCCCUACUCACCGAAAUCCUCAAAAAAGCUGGCAUUUCGUCCACCUAUCUCGUUCGACUCAUCAAUGACUUUCGUAUCAACCCCAAUUGGGAGCAUAUUCCUCUACCGCACGGUAUAUCUCCAACCAAGACUUGA
This is a messenger RNA of Penicillium argentinense, 180 nucleotides long. RefSeq lists its product as uncharacterized. Bases 1 to 180 code for a protein of 59 amino acids. The transcript has 2 exons. Lineage: Eukaryota; Fungi; Ascomycota; Eurotiomycetes; Eurotiales; Aspergillaceae. The record is from RefSeq and is a predicted model, not a curated record.